GGUUGUACCAUACUUGUACCUUCACUCUUGACAGUAUUAUUGUGGUGUUUGCCCGUAAAGUUCCUCUGUUCUGAUAUACUAGAUUUUUUCAAGUGUUAGGUUAGCUUAACUUCAAAAUGUAUGGGUUUGAGAAUGUCAAUAAAGUUAUGACUUCUAUGGAGGAAUUCCUUGAAGCCUUUCAGCUGUUUGACAGUAGAGGGGAUAACAAGAUACAUAUUUCCCAAAUCGGAGAUGCCCUACGAGCUCUUGGUCAGAAUCCUACAGAGUCUGAUGUAAAAAAGUUUACACAUCAACAUAAGCCAGAUGAAAGAAUCAGUUUUGAGGUGUUUUUGCCGAUCUACCAGGCUAUCUCAAAAGCUCGCUCAAGUGACACUGCUGAUGAUUUUAUAGAAGGUCUUCGCCAUUUUGACAAGGAUGGCAAUGGUUUCAUCUCCUCUGCCGAGCUCAGACAUCUGCUUACAACCUUAGGAGAGAAGUUGACAGAUGAGGAAGUAGAACAACUACUGUCUGGCCAGGAGGACUCACAAGGGAAUGUUAACUAUGAGGAGUUUGUCCGCAUGGUCAUGUGUGGUUAAACAACUGGUUUAUACAUACCUUAUACACAUUGAUUUAUUUAUUUAUUCAGUAAUUUAACACAUGUAUUAGCCUAUUAUAAUUAUUUAUAUAAAUCAUUUCUGGGAUCACUUUGUUUUGGGAUUAAUGCUAUUGAUUUAUAUUAUUUUUUUAUAUUAUAAAUUUUUUACACAGUUUUGAAAUUACAAAUGUUGUGUUAUAAGUACAAAUAAAUUCAGAAACACCUA
Molecule: messenger RNA, 800 nt
Organism: Homalodisca vitripennis (glassy-winged sharpshooter)
Lineage: Eukaryota; Metazoa; Arthropoda; Insecta; Hemiptera; Cicadellidae
Gene: Mlc-c
Product: myosin-2 essential light chain
Exons: 4
Coding region: 117-575 (152 amino acids)
Cellular component (GO): myosin II complex
Molecular function (GO): myosin heavy chain binding; calcium ion binding
Source: RefSeq, a predicted model, not a curated record